Molecule: messenger RNA, 1751 nt
Organism: Nezara viridula (southern green stink bug)
Lineage: Eukaryota; Metazoa; Arthropoda; Insecta; Hemiptera; Pentatomidae
Source: the annotation of a GenBank genome assembly
GUUUAAAGUCUUUCUAAGAUAAAUAAUUAUAACCCUUUUUAUGGUCCCUGUUUUAAGUUAACUUGUAUCCCGAAGUACAUUUGGUUUAUUAUUGUCCUGGUGUAUUAUUUUAUUUUACAGCCAUGACGGCAAUGAGUUUUGUUUUUAUCCCGUUUACGUUUAUUUUUAACGAUGUUGCAAGUAUCUAUGUGUAUCUUCAAAUAAUGCUUGCAUUGCUAAUACUUUGGAUAAUCUUCAAGAAAAAGGAUCCAAAUGGAAAGUGUAAAUUGACGCAGGAGGAAGAAGCUGAACUGAUAAGCAAAUGGCAGCCUUUUCCAUUAGUUAAACCUGCUCCUAAAAGUCACCGAGGUUACGAUAAGAGAGUAACUGAGGGCAAGAUUGGAAAAUAUAUAAAUGUUAAUGGUAUUAAUUGUUUAAAUCUGUCUUCUCAUGAUUUCUUGGGCUUAAAUGAAGAAAAGAUUAUUGAAAGUAGCGCCAUAGAGUCCAUUAGAAAAUAUGGUAUUGGCUCUUGUGGACCAAGAGGCUUUUUUGGAACUGUUGAUGUUCAUUUGGAAUUGGAGGAACGCCUUGCAAAAUUUAUGGAUUUAGAAGAAGCUGUUGUUUAUGCGUAUGGAUUUUCAACUAUUUCCAGUGCGAUUCCUGCCUAUGCGAAACGAGGCGAUGUUAUUUUUGUUGAUGAAGAAGUAAAUUUUGCCAUUCAGAAGGGUUUAGAUGCUUCACGAAGUGAAAUUAAAUAUUUUAAACAUAACGACAUGAAAGAUCUAGAAGAAUUAUUAUUAAAGCAAGCUCAGUUGGAUUCAAAGAACACAAAGAAAGCUGCCAGAACAAGAAGAUUUCUUGUAAUAGAAGGAAUCUACAUGAAAACAGGAAGGCUUUGUAACUUGCCAGAGCUUGUAUCACUUUCUAAAAAGUACAAGCUUCGCAUUUUCGUUGAUGAAAGUAUUUCUUUUGGAACAUUAGGAAAGAAUGGGAAAGGAGUUACAGAGCACUUCAAUAUCCCCGUAACUGAUGUCGAUCUAAUCAUGACUAGUUUAGAAAUGGCAGCUGCUUCCGUUGGUGGAUUUUGUGUUGGGUCAUCAUUUAUUGUUGAACACCAGAGACUUUCUGGAUUAGGUUAUUGUUUCUCAGCUUCAUUGCCACCUUUGUUGACAACAGCUGCUAUUAAGGCUCUAGAUAUUCUUGAAAAUAGACAUGAAUUAAUUGAUGAAUUGCAAAACGUUUGCUGCACUUUUCAUCAAUAUUUAUUAAAAAGUGACAUUAUUAUGAACUGUUUUACCUUAAUUGGUGAUGAUAUUAGUCCAAUUAAACAUCUGAGAUUGAGAAAUAAUGGAAAUAAUGUCCAAGAUUUAGGAUCUAUUAUAUCUAAGUGUGAACAUAUGAAUUUAGCCAUAACUGAUACGGCUUAUUUGGAUAUUGAAAAGAAAACACCUAUACCUAGCAUUAAACUGGCUAUUAACAGAUUAUUAACGAACGAUGACUUAAUUAGAGUUAUAAAUAUAUUAGAGAAGGCUGUAUGUUGAUGAGCACAGCACUGCAAUGAUGUUUUGUAAAAAUUAAAUAAAUCCAAAGAAUCUGAGACAUUCCAUAAUCAAUACAACAUGCUUGAUGUUUAAAUUACUACUUUGUAUUUUCACUCUAUUAUUUAUAAUACAAACAUUAGACUUUAUUUAUUCUACUGGAUAAGAAUCAUUACCACUAUUUUAAUCUUUUGAACUGUUACUGUGUUAUCCUUAUAAACUAUUGUUGAAUUA